ACCUGGAGAAGAGUAGAACUCGCAGCAGCCGAACAGAAACCGCGAACACAGCAACUUAGCACAAAUAUGGGACUGUUAUGUUUUUACUACACAGCGCGGAGGAGUGUUUUAUAAUCGAGUAGAUGUCGGUUUUACAACUUUUAGUCGGGAAUUAGUCGACGUGUUGUUGUUGGCGCCUCAGUUGAAACAAGAGUUCUGCUUUCAGUCGGAUGGAAGUGAGUGAGACAGGUCAGUUUUAAAGACAGACAGCUCGGUGUAACGGCUCCCUCCGAGGACGUUCACCGAGUCUUUCGGUUCAAUGUCCGCAGUAAACUGCGCUGAGGAGCUGGACUUCAGACUGAUCUUUGAGGAGGACGGCAGACAGACGGCAGGUCCAGAUCUCAAUGUGAGGACGCCUCCCUCCUCCACACAGGCCGUGGCGGGGCAGCCCGUCAGCCUGGAGCCGUAUUUCUCCGCCGCAGACGGCUACCAGCAUGUCGGCUGCCACCCCCAGGGGCCCCCGCAGUACGGGGCCCAGAGGAACCCGAGAGCCUUCGACUGCCCGAGUAUCCAGAUCACCUCCAUAGCUCCGAACAGCCAUGUGGAGCCCGGCGCUGGCCACGGAGCUUUGGCGGUGGGCGGGGCAGAGGGGGGCUAUGCUGAGGCAGUGUGGUCCAGGGGCCAGCUGUUCCUGCCCCUGGACCCGUGCUACCGGGACCCGGCGCUCUGCCCGAGCCCCUGCAGCAGCCUGUCGUCCAGGAGCUGGAUGUCCGACCUCUCCUCCUGCGAGUCCUUCUCCAACGUCUACGACGACACCGAGGGGGAGCUGUCCGACGCCGCCCGCCUCGCCCUGGGCUCCCCCCUCGGGUCACCUCUGGGGUCGCCGGGCUGUGGGGGCGGGGCCUUCGGGGUGGAGUUAUGGCAACAGAAAUACCAACAUCCUCUACCCUUCAGCCCGGCGCUGUCGCCCCAUCAGUCUCCUCGCCAGUCGCCCCGUCAGUCGCCCUGCCACUCCCCUCGCACCAGUGUCACGGAGGAGAGCUGGCUGAACCGCCGGCCCACUUCCAGGCCGUCAUCCAGACCGACCUCCCCCUGCGGAAAGAGACGCCACUCCAGCGCCGAACCCCACGCCCGCUCGCCCUCCCCUCACCACUCACCCAGCCCCACGCCGAGCGCCUCCCCGCGGGGCAGCGUGACAGACGACACCUGGGUGGGAAGCCCCGCCGGGGUCCUCGGGCCCCUCCUGAUGUCCGGCUACCAGGAGCUGGAUGUCCCCUCCAAGACCAGGAGGACGUCGGGGACCCAGCUGGGGGGCCUCCUUUCGGGUCAGGGAGACUCGGGGCUGGAACCGUUCCUGGAUUCUCCCGUGGAAGAAGGGCGUGACCAGGACGGCCUGGCUGAGCUCUUCCUGCAGGUGCCCUCCCACUUCAGCUGGAACAAACCCAAACCUGGAAACCCUCCUCUGUUCAGGGUCUCGUCCCCCCCUCCCCUGGACUGGCCCCUGCCCAGCCAGUAUGACCAGUGUGAGCUGAAGCUGGAGGUCCAGCCCAAGUCCUACCACAGGGCUCAUUAUGAGACGGAGGGCAGCAGAGGGUCCAUCAAAUCAGCUGCUGGAGGACACCCUGUUGUGAAGUUGAACGGAUUCAGCGAGCAGCCGGUCAGCCUGCUGUUGUUCAUCGGCACCGCAGACGACCGCUACCUUCGCCCUCAUUCCUUCUACCAGGUGCACCGGGUGACGGGGAAGACGGUCACCACCACCUGCCAGGAGAAGAUCAUGGGUUACACCAAAGUCCUGGAGAUUCCUCUGCUUCCGGAAAACAACAUGUCCGCCAGCAUCGACUGCGCCGGCAUCUUGAAGCUGCGUAACGCCGACAUCGAGCUGAAGAAAGGAGAGACGGACAUCGGGCGGAAGAACACGAGGGUGCGUGUUGUGUUCAGGGUCGCCGUGCCUCAGCCGGAUGGCCGGAUGCUGUGGCUGCAGACAACAUCUGCUCCUGUGGAGUGUUCCCAGCGCUCCGGUCAGGAGCUUCCUCAUGUGGACAGCUUCAGUCCGGCCAGCUGCUCCGUGGACGGAGGAGCGGAGCUGCUCAUCUCCGGAUCCAACAUCUCCACACAGUCCAGGGUGGUUUUCAUGGAGAAAGGCCCCGAUGGAAGAUCGCUGUGGGAAAUGGAUGCCAGAGUUCUGUCAGAAAAAAGCAGCGGAUCCAGCGUUGUGGUGGAGGUCCCUCCGUACAAUAAGAAGACAUCCGGUCCGGUCCAAGUCCAGUUCUACGUCUCAAACGGGAAGAGGAAAAGGAGUCUAACGCAGAGCUUCACCUUCCUGCCUGGAGUCAGAUGUCACCUCCCUCCUCCUCCUCCUGCUGCUGGGGCACAGCUGGUCAAACAGGAGCGCUGGGAGCUGGACCACAUCUCCCACAAUCCACCUGGAUUCAGCCCAGAUUUGUCUUAUUACGAUUCCUGUGACCUCCCAGUGCACUGUGGUCCUCCUUCCCAGAACGCACCUUGUUUCCAUCAUCCUCCUCCUUCCUCCGUCCCCCUUCAAACGUCCUUGAUGUUUCCUCACAGCUCCUCCAUCCGGCGUCACGCCUCCUCCUCCAUGUCUUCUCAGAUCUCCUCGGUCCCCCUUCAGACCUUGAUUCCUCUUCAGACUGCCAUCAUGCCUCCUCAGACCUUCACCAUCCCCCCUCAGAUAUCCUCGCUGCCUCCCCAGGCCUCCUCUGUCCCCCUUCAAACCUUCACCAUCCCCCCGCAGGCCUCCUCGAUACCCCCGCAGUCCUCCUCGCUGCCUCCCCAGGCCUCCCCUGUCCCCCUUCAAACCUUCACCAUCCCCCCGCAGGCCUCCUCGAUACCCCCGCAGUCCUCCUCGCUGCCUCCCCAGGCCUCCCCUGUCCCCCUUCAAACCUUCACCAUCCCCCCGCAGGCCUCCUCGAUACCCCCGCAGUCCUCCUCGCUGCCUCCCCAGACCUCCUCUGUCCCCCUUCAAACCUUCACCAUCCCAACGCAGACCUCCUCGAUACCCCCGCAGUCCUCCUCGCUGCCUCCCCAGACCUCCUCUGUCCCCCUUCAAACCUUUACCAUCCCCCCGCAGACCUCCUCGCUGCCUCCCCAGACCUCCUCUGUCCCCCUUCAAACCUUCACCAUCCCCCCGCAGACCUCCUCGCUGCCUCCCCAGGCCUCCUCUGUCCCCCUUCAAACUUUCACCAUCCCCCCGCAGACCUCCUCGAUCCCCCCGCAGUCCUCCUCGCUGCCUCCCCAGACCUCCUCUGUCCCCCUUCAAACCUUUACCAUCCCCACGCAGACCUCCUCGCUGCCUCCCCAGACCUCCCCUGUUGGACCUCAGAGGGAACAGUCUCCAUCUCUGAGUUCCAGUAGAGCCUUCGCGACCCCCGCUGGUCCCCAGAAGGACUCUCUGCUCUCCAGCCCAGGAGAAGUGCUGAGUAUCAAGCAGGAGCCUGAAGACCAGCCAAACCUGGGAUCCUUGGGCCUCCAGGAGAUCACACUGGAUGAUGUGAAUGAGAUCAUUGACAGAGAUAUCUGCAGUCUGAGCAGCGGCCCCCAGCCCGACCAGUUUGACCAGUACCACCAGUACGACUGGGAGCACAAGUCCGGCGACGCCGCCGCGUCACCGUUCAGGGGAGGCCCUCAGUAGCUGCGCUGCUUCCUCAGGAGAAGACAGCAGUGCUUCUUCUUCUUCUUCUUCUGUUUUGCUGUUUGGACAAAGAAAAUAAAGCGGAAGGCCGUGUUUGCACCAAGUGCACCAAACUGAUCUCCAAGUGCCUGAAAACCAAUCAGCAGCCUCGACGAGUCCGCAGGGCUCCUCCCAUCAGGGUAUCACGUCACAUUGCUGUUUCCUCGUCUGUCUCAGGAAUUUUACCUCACUGACAAACCAAAGAGUUUUUUUGUUUUUUUUUUAGCUUUUCAUGACGAAUUGGAAGAAAUGAAGAAUAAAACAAAAGGGCUGUAAAUCAUCUGUAAGUGUAGAGCUUCAAUGUGACUCAAUCUAACAAUCAGGAAACGUCUUUACAGCAGCUGAAGCACAAAAAAAAAAAAAAAAAGUUAUUAUUUAUUGGCCAGUUAAUUAAAAAAAUCUAUUUUUGAUACUCUGGAUCGACUCCAUUAAAAACUAAAGUCCUUCAGCUGAUCAUUUACAUUUUUUAUAGCUUGGUUUUACUCUGUUUACAUUUCCUUCGCUGAAUUUCAUUACUGCUGUUCAACCUGAACUGUUUUUGGUGUGAAGCUUAAGACACUGAAUUUAUAGAAAUGUAUCGCAAGGUUGAAGUAAAAAGAAAAGAAAAGUCUGUUCUGUGUUUUGAUAAAUACUUUGUUAAACAA
Messenger RNA from Seriola dumerili (greater amberjack), 4311 nucleotides. It is a transcript of the gene nfatc3b, whose product is annotated as nuclear factor of activated T-cells, cytoplasmic 3-like. The record is from RefSeq and is a predicted model, not a curated record. Gene Ontology annotation, molecular function: DNA-binding transcription factor activity, RNA polymerase II-specific; transcription factor binding; RNA polymerase II cis-regulatory region sequence-specific DNA binding. The coding region runs from base 299 to 3628 and encodes 1109 amino acids. Gene Ontology annotation, cellular component: transcription regulator complex. Lineage: Eukaryota; Metazoa; Chordata; Actinopteri; Carangiformes; Carangidae. Gene Ontology annotation, biological process: cytokine production; regulation of transcription by RNA polymerase II; calcineurin-NFAT signaling cascade. The transcript has 10 exons.